AUGAGUCUGUUUGACGAUCUCCCUGAACCAAGUGUGGAAAACAAUGAUCUACAGAAACCUGAAAUAUUGGGAGGAGACUCCAGUUGGGAUGAGUCGGGAUCUGUUGUUAAACUUAUUCCAUAUCUUUGUUCUGUUGUUGCCAGAAAAGGUGAAAGACCGGAAAUGCAGGAUUCUCAUAUUGUGGUCGAUAACUUAGUAGAGCUAAUGUAUCGAGGAGUUUCCAAUGAAAUAGCUAGAGUGUGCUAUUUCGCUAUUUUUGACGGACAUGGAGGAGCUAAGGCAGCUAACUUUGCUUGCAAGCGUUUACAUCAACAUAUAGCAACGCGAUUUCCUCGAGGUGGAAUGCAACAGGUAGAAAAGGAUAUUAAGCGUGUGUUAUACGACUCUUAUAAGAAAACAGAUGAGGAGUUUUUGAGAGAGGCUUGUCAGCAGCGCCCUCACUGGAGAGAUGGUAGUACAGCAGCAACAAUCCUAUUGGUCAAUAACACACUAUACAUUGCAAAUCUUGGUGACUCUAAAGUUGUCCUAGCCAGAUUGGAUGAGUCCCCAUCUGAAUCUAAUAAAGUUGAUGUCAAUAUUAGCAAUACUUUAAGUAAUCCGAAAUUGAAUGCAAUCUGUUUAACGAAAGACCACAACCCUAUGGAUUAUGAAGAACGACAGCGCAUUCAAGCCACCGGGGCUUCUGUUCAAAAUGGUCGUGUUAAUAGUGUCCUAGAAGUUAGUCGAUCAUUUGGUGACUAUCAGUUCAAGAAACAAGGUGUUACUUGUAUUCCGGAUGUGAAAAAGUGUCAGCUAACAGAUAAUGAUCAAUUUUUGUUAAUAGCUUGUGAUGGUCUAUGGAAAAGUUUCCCUCCGAAUGAAGCUGUUCAUCUCACUCAUGAGCUUUUGAUGCAAGAGAUUAAAAACUAUAAAAAUGAACAUAAAGAAUCACAAAAUGGUCAAUGUACUGAUUAUUCGAGGAUAUUGUGUCAACGACACCUGGACUCAGUAUGCACGCAUUUGGUUAGUGAAGCUGUUCUUCGUAUGUCAGGUGAUAAUGUGACCUGUAUUUUGUUGGUUUUUCCAACCAUGUUUGUCAAAAGGCAUUCUACUGAUCUCCCAGGACAUUCGUCUAUCAUUCAGAGCGAAGAUUCUUUAGAACCAAGUUCCAAAUUGCCACGGAUUGAAAAGUGA
This is a messenger RNA of Schistosoma rodhaini, 1173 nucleotides long. The record is from the annotation of a GenBank genome assembly. Lineage: Eukaryota; Metazoa; Platyhelminthes; Trematoda; Strigeidida; Schistosomatidae.